This is a messenger RNA of Capra hircus (goat), 1439 nucleotides long. It is a transcript of the gene LRRC58, whose product is annotated as leucine rich repeat containing 58. The transcript has 4 exons. NCBI's taxonomy places the organism in Eukaryota, Metazoa, Chordata, Mammalia, Artiodactyla, Bovidae. The record is from RefSeq and is a predicted model, not a curated record. The coding region runs from base 108 to 1223 and encodes 371 amino acids. Gene Ontology annotation, molecular function: protein binding.
GGUUAGCGCCCGUCCGCGCCACUUCCGACGCAGCCCGCGGUUCAGGUUCCGGGGCGCCGCAGAGCUCCCGGCCUGUGGGUCGAGCGCGGCCCUCUGCGGCGGCCGGGAUGGAGGAGGCUGGAGGGGCUGUGGCUACAGCCGGGGAGGCCGAACUGAACUUGUCUCGCCUCAGCGUGUCUCUCGAGACGCUGGAGUCGGAGCUGGAGGCGCGGGGCGAGGAGCGGCGCGGCGCGCGGGAGGCGCUGCUGCGGCUGCUGCUACCGCACAACCGUCUGGUGUCGCUGCCGCGGGCGCUGGGCAGCGGCUUCCCGCACCUCCAGCUGUUGGACGUGAGUGGCAACGCGUUGACCGCGCUGGGGCCGGAGCUUCUGGCGCUGCGCGGCCUGCGCACGCUGCUGGCCAAGAACAACCGGCUCGGCGGCCCGGGCGCCCUCCCCAAGGGCCUGGCCCAGUCACCGCUCUGCUGCAGCCUCCAGGUGCUUAACCUCAGCGGGAACUGCUUCCAGGAGGUGCCCACCUCGCUGCUGGAGCUGCGCGCGCUGCAGACCCUCAGCCUCGGCGGCAACCAGCUUCAGAGCAUCCCGGCCGAGAUCGAGAACUUGAGGAGUUUAGAGUGUUUAUAUCUGGGAGGAAACUUCAUCAAAGAAAUACCACCAGAGUUAGGAAAUCUGCCUUCUCUAAAUUACUUGGUAUUAUGUGACAACAAAAUCCAGAGUGUGCCUCCUCAGCUUUCACAGUUGCAUUCACUUCGUUCCCUUAGUCUUCACAAUAACUUGCUGACAUACCUGCCUCGAGAGAUCCUCAACCUUAUUCAUUUGGAAGAACUGAGUUUGCGAGGGAACCCACUGGUUGUUCGUUUUGUUAGAGAUUUAACCUAUGAUCCUCCAACUCUCCUGGAGUUAGCUGCACGGACCAUUAAAAUUCGAAAUAUUUCCUACACUCCCUAUGAUCUUCCUGGGAAUCUUCUUAGAUACUUGAGUUUAGCCAGCAAUUGUCCAAACCCAAAGUGUGGAGGAGUCUACUUUGAUUGCUGCGUCAGACAAAUUAAAUUUGUGGACUUCUGUGGGAAAUACCGCCUCCCUCUGAUGCACUACCUGUGUUCGCCAGAAUGCUCUUCCCCUUGCAGUUCUGCCUCUCACAGCUCCACAUCCCAGAGUGAAUCCGACUCAGAAGAUGAAGCUAGUGUGGCUGCACACAGAAUGCAGAAAGUUCUUCUUGGUUGAAAAGGGUGCAGAGUGGUGUGAAACGCUAAAAGACUGAGCAGAGGUGGUUAGAAAAGAGAAUGGACUUUGAGGUUAAAACUGGAUCUUAAAUGUCCAUGACACAGUUGAGAUUUUGUGUUUCUUGCCAUUCAGGAAGAAGCCCAGUUCCAUGUUUGGAUUCUUGGAAUAUAAUUCGCUGUGAAUGGCAGUUUCAAAUAUAGCUGAUUGUUUGCAGUU